This is a messenger RNA of Clarias gariepinus (North African catfish), 5937 nucleotides long. It is a transcript of the gene ebf1a, whose product is annotated as EBF transcription factor 1a. Gene Ontology annotation, biological process: regulation of transcription by RNA polymerase II. Lineage: Eukaryota; Metazoa; Chordata; Actinopteri; Siluriformes; Clariidae. The record is from RefSeq and is a predicted model, not a curated record. The transcript has 17 exons. The coding region runs from base 648 to 2459 and encodes 603 amino acids. Gene Ontology annotation, molecular function: RNA polymerase II cis-regulatory region sequence-specific DNA binding; DNA-binding transcription factor activity, RNA polymerase II-specific.
GUUCAGUAAGGCGUGGGGCGGGGGGCUGAGAGUACACAGUCACUCCCUCUUCCCUUUGAGUUCCCAGAGCACAGUCAAGUCGGAUUCCUUUGGGAAAGAGCGCUCUCUCUCUCACACACACACACAAACACACACACGCACGCACACGCACAUCACUUUUUGAAACCGGGGGAGCGAACUAAGGAUCCAACGCCACGAGGGUCCACCUCUUCUUCCUCAUUUCACCUGGCUCAUUCAUUUUAUUUGAGCUGAAAAAUUAAGCGUGAGGACAGAAAAGAGGAUAUGAAAAACAAAUAAAGAAGAAGAAGAAGAAGACUUUGGAUAAUAACAUUUACUCAAAGCUUCUCGUUGUGAUCGUAUUGUUUCUCGAAGUGACACUGGACUUUUCUUGCACUCUCUCUUGGUCGCAGGGAGCUACUAGUCCACGAGUUUUGGAUGUUGACAGCUCGCUCCGUUUCGUUUUCUCUGUAUUCGUUUUCUGAUUGCACAGAGGAAACGACAGAGCUGAGCGCAGAGACACCUGCGCGCCCGUAGAUCUCUAGACAUUUAGGCAUUUCUUUCUGUUUUUAUUUGUAUAUUUUUUACGGAUCGACGGAGAAAGAUCAGAGGACUGUUAGAUCGACAGGGGAAAGGAAAAGUCCGCGUUCAUGUUUGGGAUUCAGGAGAGCAUCCAGAGGAGCGGGAGUAGCAUGAAGGAGGAGCCGAUAGGCGGCAUGAACGCGGUGCGCUCGUGGAUGCAGGGAGCCGGCCUACUGGACGCCACCACCGCCGCGCAGAGUGGUGUAGGUCUGGCCCGAGCGCACUUUGAGAAGCAGCCUCCAUCCAAUCUGCGCAAAUCCAACUUCUUCCACUUUGUGCUGGCUCUGUAUGAUAGACAGGGGCAGCCCGUGGAAAUCGAACGCACAUCUUUCGUUGGAUUUGUCGAAAAAGAAAAGGAACCGAGUGGUGAAAAGACCAACAAUGGGAUUCAUUACAAACUGCAACUCCUUUACAGUAAUGGCAUAAGGACAGAACAAGACUUCUAUGUACGAUUGAUUGACUCCAUGACAAAACAGCCUAUUAUUUAUGAAGGUCAAGACAAGAAUCCGGAGAUGUGCAGAGUGCUGUUGACACACGAGAUCAUGUGCAGCCGCUGCUGUGACAAGAAGAGUUGUGGCAACCGUAACGAGACGCCCUCUGAUCCCGUCAUCAUAGACAGAUUUUUCCUAAAGUUCUUCCUGAAGUGCAACCAAAACUGUCUAAAGAAUGCAGGGAACCCUAGAGACAUGCGACGCUUCCAGGUGGUGGUCUCUACGACAGUCAGCGUGGAUGGUCAUGUUCUGGCGGUGUCUGAUAACAUGUUUGUACACAACAACUCUAAACAUGGGCGACGGGCUCGGCGGCUGGACCCCUCAGAGGGAACCCCCUCAUACUUAGAACACGCCACGCCCUGCAUUAAAGCCAUCAGUCCCAGUGAGGGCUGGACUACAGGAGGGGCCACUGUUAUCAUAAUUGGGGACAACUUCUUUGAUGGGUUGCAAGUCAUUUUUGGCACCAUGCUGGUCUGGAGCGAGCUUAUCACACCUCACGCCAUUCGGGUGCAGACUCCCCCCAGGCACAUCCCUGGGGUGGUGGAAGUCACUCUGUCCUACAAGUCCAAACAGUUCUGUAAGGGAACACCAGGCAGAUUCAUCUAUACAGCACUGAAUGAGCCCACCAUUGACUAUGGGUUCCAGCGGUUACAGAAGGUCAUCCCCAGACAUCCAGGUGAUCCUGAACGCUUGCCAAAGGAAGUGAUUCUGAAAAGAGCAGCAGAUCUUGUAGAAGCCCUGUAUGGGAUGCCACACAAUAAUCAGGAGAUCAUUCUGAAGAGGGCAGCCGACAUUGCCGAGGCGCUCUACAACGUACCACGUACCCACAACCAGCUCUCGGGCCUGGCGAAUAGCUCUGUGCACACUGGCAUGAUGGGCGUCAACUCUUUCCAUGGCCAGCUUGCUGUCAACGUCUCUGAAUCCACACAGGGAGCCAAUCAGGGUUUUAGUCGGAACACAAGUAGUGUGUCUCCUCAUGGUUAUGUGCCCAGCACGACACCCCAGCAGAGCAGCUACAGUACCGUGAGCACGAGUAUGAACGGAUAUGGUAACAGCGGCAUGACCACGCUAGGAGGAUCACCCAACUUCCUAAAUGGCUCAGCUGCUAAUUCCCCCUAUGCCAUCGUGCCCUCCAGUCCCACCAUGGCCUCCUCUACCAGCUUGCCCUCCAACUGCAGCAGUUCCUCAGGCAUAUUCUCCUUCUCACCAGCCAACAUGGUGUCGGCUGUUAAACAGAAGAGCGCCUUUGCCCCAGUGGUGCGUCCCCAGGCCUCACCACCUCCCACCUGCACCAGUGCCAACGGCAACGGUCUCCAAGUAGAUCAGUCUUUUGUGGACUCUAGCAAGUAUUCCACAGCCAGCUCCCUGCAGGGACUGGCCUUCUCCUGAACAAUCACAGGGAUGAUCGUUCCUCCCAUGUAGUGGCUCCUGAGCUGCUGAUGAGACACGUUUUAUAUCAGCUCAUGCUCAAAACCCCCUCAGUCUGGACCCUGAAGGUCUGCCUAUCUCCAUGAGGACAAUGAGGAGGGAAAAAAAAAACAAACAAAAAAAACAAAAGAUAAACCCCAACUUUGAAAACUCAGGCCUUUUUACAAGGAAUUCGAAAUGAUGGGAAAAGUAUGGGGUGUUGGUUUGAUUUUUUUCUAAAUCCAUUUUUAAGCUCAAAGUCAUUUUGAAGUGAACAUUAAAUGCGUUUUAUACAGACUGUACCAUACACAUAUGACACUAUGAAAGCAGUUUCAACUAUAAUGUUUCUGUUGUAUAGCAGUGAGAGGAGAAGAGGGGAAAAUUGCAGUUCUGUUUAAUAAGUGUUUAAAUUUAUGUUUUAUGUUUUUGAGAUGUUUAAGAAAUUUAUAAUGCUGAACAACUGUGUAAACAGUUUUUUUUUUCUGUAAAAACAAAAUGAAAAAUUAACUUUUUACUAUCAUGGCACUAGUCUGUGGCCAACAAAUGAAGUUUGCCAUAUGUGUUGCUUCUUGUUUAGUUGGUUAGGUUUUACCACCAUAUUUAGUAAUCUUUAGUAUUGAUUCUGCAGGUACAUGCCGGUUUGAUUAUCUGUCUUAAUGGACAGGAGAACACUUUAAAAAGCAGUCAUGAGCUGAUUUUCAGUAGCCUUCCUGCCCACUGUGAAGAUCCCAGACCCACAUCCUGCUCCCAGGAAGGAGUGCUCGAGGAAUAGAAGUUUUUAAACAAACCCAUAUUUAUAUUUGUAUAAAAAAUAAUUUGCUGCUCAUCAGUGCCAGAAUACAGUAUGUAGUCGACAAAAAAUGUUCACUCUGAGUUGCUUUGCUCUGUUAGCUUUGAAUAUUUUUACAUGUCCUAUUCGUUUGAUGCAACAGAAUGACGUCAUACGAAACUAUGACGUUCUAUUUGAUGUUCAGGUUGUUGUUUUAUUUCCAAUGAAAACAAACAUAAUAUACCACAAGCCUGUGAUUAUUACUUUUUCUCCAUGUGUCAUCUUUGCUGUGAAGGAUCAAAUGAAGGGAGGCAGGAGAGGAAUGCGUGCCUGCUUUGGCUGCUAAAACAACCACGAGGAGAAUGAACAGAGGAUGUUGAUCUUUAGCCCACCACUGUAACAGCCUCCUUUUCAAAAAGUGUUUUUCACAUCAAAACUUUUAAUCAUUUAAUCAGCUCUCUCUGCUAGUCAAUUAUUUUGUGUGUAUAUAUAUAUAUAUUCUUGUUUUUCAAAAUUGUUACAUAUAUUUAUAUAUUGAAAUGUCUUACGGCAGCUUUUCAAUUUAGUAUCACCAGUGAUCUGUACUCUUAACUGAUCGAUUCUAAUCUAAUCCUCUCACUGACUGUAGUGAAGAAAAGCAACAGAAACAAGAAACCAACGUGACUCUGCAAAUUAAAAAUAGGUUCUGUAAAAUGUUUAUACAUAUAUAUAUAUAGAUAUAUAUAUAUGAUGUAUUUAAAGAUUGUACAUUGCUUUUCUCCCCUCAUUUGAUUCGACUGUGUACAUUUAUAUGUGAUCAUGUGCCGCUGUAUUCACCACCUUCGUCUUCGUUUUUCAAAUGUACUUCAUUGAUUGUUUGUACUUACUGUUUAUGUUUGCCAUGCUCUCAUUUUUAAGUUACAUUCAUGAAAAAAAUUCAUUGUCUAUUUUUGUAUAAUUUGUAAGUUAAGCAAAUUUGUUUCUUUUUUUUUUAAUGUAUGGAAAAAGUAGCAUCUUAUUCUGAUAGCAUUUACUAGUGUAGAUUUUUUAAAAAAUAUAUAUAUAUAUGAUGAAUAUAUAAAUCUAUACUUUUUUUUCUUUUUUCUUUUUUUUUUUUGAGGCUUACAAAAGUUGAUACUGUUAAACUAAUAAUAUGCAUGGGCUCUUCUCUCCUGAGAGUGACAGUUCCAUUUUGUGUGGUGAAACAAGAGGGGAAUUCUCUUUUUUUUUUCUUUUCUUUUUUUUUUAUAAAAUAUGAAAAUACUUUCUUUCUCUUUUGAGUUGACUUUCCUAUUCUUCUCUAUUCUUUUUUAUUAUUAUUAUUUAACAGUUAUUUAUGCCUGCUUGUAUAUCUGUAUAUUUCUGUCUAAGUCUUUUCACCUUACCAGUACCAGCAGUUUAGAUGCCUUAACAAUGCAAGCUAAUAAGCAUCCUAUCACUUGCACAGUCCCGUCGCCACCGUUAAACAAUGCCAUCAACUUUCUUAUGGGACAGUUUUAUGUCAUCAAAAAAGCACAAAUUGGGCAGUUUUACAUAAAUACUGUUAGUAAGACCUCACUAAUCGAAGCAGGGAAGGGUUAAAUGAAGGGUUUUUUUGCAUUUUUUUUUUCAUUCGUUUUUUGGUAUUGAUUAGGAUUAUGAAGGAUAAUGUUGUGUAUGGAGAGACUGUGUGAUUCAUAUUUAAUGUGUGUUUUAGCUAUGUACUUUCCAAGGGGAAAUCGGGUGCACUUUAUUAUUAAUUUAUAACAAAAAAAACUGCCUUUUUAAUUUCGUUUGUGUUUUAUUAGUAUGUGAGGGGGGGAAACCCUAAAAAGCCAUACCGUUUUAGCCAGAAGUUCACAUUUAGCUCACAGAGUGCCGAUCUGACGGUGUAACUCUGCAGAUGGUAGCACACUUUACUCUGUGUGUGUGUGUGUGUGUGUGUGUGUGUGUGUGUGUGUGUGUGAAAUGCUGUCUUAGUGCUUCGCUAAAUAGCACUGACACAUUUCUCCCUCUGGAGCGAGAGGUCUGAAUGUCAGAGCACAACAUGUUGCCUCUCAGGCUCUUGCACUAACUCUGUUUGCUUCUCCGUUAACUCCCUUUCUUCUGCCAGCCAAAUUGCCUGUUGGAACAAUAUUGCCAACAGAGCCCUGAGUGUUUCGGCAGUAAAGUGCAUGGUCCUUUGUGAGCAGAAUAAACUGCUGCUUUCUGUAGUGCGUUUUACCAUCAAACAGAGAAUAUGGCUUUUCAUGAGCCAAUGUUGAGGUUGUUUUUCUGUGUGUGUGUGUGUGUGUGUGUGUGUGUGUGUGUGUGUACUUUUUAACAGAAGCCACUGACGACAAAGUAAUGCUUGGGCUCUUCUUUCAAAUUCUCACUCUUUCAAAGCGGAACAAACUCUUUCCUUAUUUAUAAGAAUCAUGUGGCUGUCCUGCGACGGCCUGUUAGUACAUGUUCAUCUUAAUGAUCAUUACGGGGAGCUAAGAAAGCAACAAACAUUCUUUAUAACAUAAUACUCAAACCAAAAAAAGCUGGUUCGUAUGUUCUCUUUUCCUCUACCCUUUUCUCUGCUUUUUUUUUUUUUUUUGUCAUGUCUUUGAAUGGAUCCACACUGAGCAGUGCUGUUGACGAAAAAAAAAAAACUACUGUAUAGAUUGUUAUCAUUUUUUUGGAUGAAGGCUGUAAAAUAACUUUUAAAAUUCACAAUAUUAAAUUAAAGUUUCUUCUUGUCUGUGA